AAUUAAGCUAUGACGUACUAUCAUAUGACUUCAUCAGUACAGUAGUCACAUGCUUUUCACAUUCAAUAACCAUGUGUCGUGUGACCGUGAGAUACAAUAACACACGAGCCGUGAAAGCAUUGUGAUUUAAAGGCCCGGACAGCAAACGUUAGCCAUUAGCCAACAUUCAACGUUUAACGUUACGUUGACAGCGACUCUGAGGCUCAUUAGAGGACAUCAACUUCCUCAACGCUGACGGGAAGUUAUUCACGUCUCCUUCAUCUCUUUUUGCAGGUGGAGGGAUGAGUCUCUCCCCUGUGGGUGGCACAGUAGUGCCAGAAGCAGCUAACGGGGUUUUGACACCCGUCUCUUCAGAGAAAGGACCUCACGUUCCGAUCUCGGUCAAAUUUGCGGGGAGCAGAGAGCCAUGUCCUGGGGAGGAAGAUACAGAGAACCACGUAGAUGCGGAAAACAGAGUUUACGAUGGCGAAAGCCACCUGGGCACAGAGAAGUACAAUAAUGGAAGAACAUCUACUAGUUUUACACAGCACACCCCUCAUGUGACAGACGCCUCACUGCCUGCUGCCUCCCGCACAGGAAGCACAGACAUUUGUGAGGCCUGUGACAAUGUUGAGCCUCCUGAUGCAGCUCCUUUGUGGGACCCGGCACAGCAAGCACACUGCAAAGAGUCAUCUCAGCGAGGAGGCCUUGCCGCUACAGGCAGACAGCAGAAUGAGACAGACUCCUCAGAUAGAGACAACGACAGUCGAGAGAAACAGGAUGAGGAGGAAGAUGAGAAAAAUGAAAAAAAGUGGAUUAAUCAGCGUGCAGGAGGGAGAACAAAGGCAGAGUCUUCACGACACUACUCCUCCUCAGCCCCUGGUCCCAGCACCUCGUCCACUUCCACUCCUCCCCCCCCUCUUCUUCCCUCAGACGAUAUCCCCUGCCCUCCCCACGUCAUGGCCCAGGUCUGGGUACGCAACGUCAGGGGGAUGCAGGACAGCAAGAGCCUGGAUGAAAUCAGCCAAGCUUGUGGAGGUGGUUCGGGGCCCCGGGUUGGGGGCAGAGGAGGCCAGUCAGAGGGCCGCAGGGCCACUAUCUCCUCAGCUCUGGAGCUAGAGGGGACAGUCAGCCAAGACGGGGAUCUGACUCAUUUCAUCACCAAGAACCUGGAGCAGAAAAUCAAAAUGAGCUCCAAGCCCAGUCUGGACUGCAGUGACUCGGACUGUUCAGGUCCCAUCUACCGAAGCCGGGGAUUGUCCCGGAGACCAGCGGACAUCCCGCCCAUCGAUCCCGCCGUCCUGUUGGAUCUUCAGAGACACACCCAGGAUGUGGCGCACAGUGUGGAGAUGAUGAUGCGGAGCCUCAACGGGACAAUUCAGAAUAUGACAGCUCUCAGUGUGGGCUACAUUCAGACCUACAGAGACUCAGUGGACAGCUUGGGAGAGUCUGUCGACAUGAGUAUAAAGGGCAUGUACACACUGAUGGCUCGCUGCGAGGAGCUGGACCGCUCCAUGCAGCCCAUUCACACCCUGUCGGCCCAGAUCCGUGACAUCAAGCGCACCCUAGACGCUCUGGAGGCGAUCUGCAAGUAGCCGCUUUUCAACACACGGCCCAGCUGCAGAGUUCCAGCAGGGAGCACAUCCGGAAUGGUGCUGAGUGCAAGUCAACCCACCUUUCUGCAGGCAGCAGGUUAAAUAAUGAGCGCACCUCUUGAUUCCAGGAACCAUUGCUACUAGGCAUGCUGGGAUUCAGUCAGUCCCGCCGCUUGUUCGUCAUUUGAAGAUGAUCAUUGUUUGUUUGUUUUUGAGAUUCCAACUGAAUUGCCAUUGAUUUGCUGAUUUGAUUCUGUGUUUUAAAAGCCACCAUCACAUCCUCUAAUGAAUUGGUCGUGAUACGUACCUCACUAAGCAACCUGUUUUGGAGACACUCGGUCCAGUGCCCUGAACACACACACACACACAUACACACAAGAAGAAGAUCCACUCCUACAAACCGAUCCUUGAAGAUGAGUUUACAGUCUGUGGAGGAAUAUUGUGUCGUUAUCCGUCCAGGCCGCUUUUUUCAGAUUGCACUAAUGUUUGCUCACCACAUGGGGGCGAUGUCUCUCUCUCUCUCUCUCUCUCUCUCUCUGCGGAUAGAGAGGACAGAGUGAACUGCUCAGUAGACAGACCUUUGCACAUGGAACUGAAAGUCUAUUUUUUAACCUUAUGCAACAACCGAUUCUUUCACUGCAGGCUUAAUGAGGGGAGCUUCAGUUCUGUCUCUCUGUCCGUCUUUGUUUUAAUAUUUAUUUAUUCAGUUUUUGCAGCGUGCUAGCAUUUUUCAACAACACUGCAAACUACACUGCUACUCUGUUACUGGAAACUAACCAGUACAAAUGGAAUUUUCUCCACUGAACUCGAGCAUUUUGAGUAAGGUCAAAUACUGCUUGAGGGUACUUGUCGGAGGUAAUGAAAGUGUUUCACUUUUUCUACUCGGAUUCUGUCAUGCUGUUUAUCAAUUAAAAACUUGCAAACUUUA
Pungitius pungitius (ninespine stickleback) is the source of this 2502-nucleotide messenger RNA. It is a transcript of the gene borcs6, whose product is annotated as BLOC-1 related complex subunit 6. Gene Ontology annotation, biological process: lysosome localization. The record is from RefSeq and is a predicted model, not a curated record. The coding region runs from base 282 to 1574 and encodes 430 amino acids. Gene Ontology annotation, cellular component: BORC complex. NCBI's taxonomy places the organism in Eukaryota, Metazoa, Chordata, Actinopteri, Perciformes, Gasterosteidae. The transcript is spliced from 7 exons.